Messenger RNA from Bactrocera dorsalis (oriental fruit fly), 685 nucleotides. RefSeq names its product ADP-ribosylation factor-like protein 6-interacting protein 4. Lineage: Eukaryota; Metazoa; Arthropoda; Insecta; Diptera; Tephritidae. The transcript has a single exon. The coding region runs from base 187 to 591 and encodes 134 amino acids. The record is from RefSeq and is a predicted model, not a curated record.
UGACCAGUAUAUUGCGGCUUUGAAAUAUUUUUUGUUUUUGUUUGAUGGAAUAAAUUUUACUGUCAACAUUGUUUAAAUUAAUUAGUAAAAUAUAUACGCGUCUGUAUUCAAUGCCUUAGUUCAUAAUGUAGAGUAGGCAACAUUGUAAAAACAGGCCUUGUAAAUAAUUCUUUGGAGACUUCUAACAUGGGAAAAACCAAGAAACGAGAGAAAAAAUCUAAAAAACAUAAACAUAAACAUAGUAAAAGUAAGCGGAAGCAUAAAAAAGUUAAAAAAGAACCUGAAGCUACGGUGGUCAGGCAUGCAGAAGAGAAAAUUGACAAUGAUGAAAGUGGCUUUGAAAUACCGGUGGAACUUAUGAAUACAAAGUCCCAUACACCUGUCACACCAAAGGAGCAUCAAAAGCGUCAAAGUGAAAUGCGUCGUGUUGUUGACCCAACUACUGGACGAGUUCGUCUUAUCAGAGGGGAAGGAGAAGUAAUGGAAGAAAUUGUGAGCAAGGAGCGACAUGCUAAAAUUAAUAGUUUAGCAACAGAAACUGAUGGUCUAAUUUUUCAAAAACAUACCAUUGGCAAAAUAAAAAAACAGUAAUAAUUAAUUAAAGAAAAUAUCUUUUUUUCUCAUUGCUUUAAUAUUUUACGUAAUCAGCAUUUUAAAAUAUAAAAAAAAAUUAACUUUAACUUAA